Molecule: messenger RNA, 486 nt
Organism: Oldenlandia corymbosa var. corymbosa
Lineage: Eukaryota; Viridiplantae; Streptophyta; Magnoliopsida; Gentianales; Rubiaceae
Source: the annotation of a GenBank genome assembly
AUGGCGACAAAUUCGCAUCCCCCACCGCCACCUCCUAAACGUAAGUCUCCGCCUCCACCGCCACCUCCUAAACCUAAGUCUCCUCCGCCACCACCUCCUAAACCAAAAUCUCCCCCUCCACCACCUCCAAAAUGUAAAUCUCACCCAUCGCCGCCGCCUCCGCCCUCGGUAACUCCCCGCCGCCCACCGUCACUCCCCCGCCGCCGCCUCCACCGCCCACCUCGUGACUCCGCCGCCGCCACCCGCCGUAACUCCGCCGCCUCCGCCUCCGCAGACGUAACUCCCCCGCCACCGCCUCCGCCAGACGUGACCCCACCGCCGCCGCCUCCGCCUGUUGUGACUCCCCCGCCUCCUCCACCGCCCGCCGUGACUCCCCCGCCUCCACCGCCGCCAGACGUGACUCCCCCGCCACCUCCGGAUGACUCUGAAGUUUUAUGUCCGGUGGAUGUCAGUAUAUUUAGGGAAAAUUUACUUAUUAGUAACUGA